UGAUCGUAUUAACUUAUACGUAUUAAAUCAUGGCAGUGUUAUAUUCUUUUAUUAUUGAUAUUUUUCUUAUGAUUGUUAUUUUUGGGGCAAUCUUGUUUUUAUACAUAAAAUAUAAGUUCACCUAUUGGCAGAGACGAGGUGUUCGAACAUUGCCUAGCCAUUGGUUUUUCGGUAAUAUGAAAGAUAUAAUAAAAUUUCAAAAAUCUCCUGCUUUUGUGAUUGGAGAUUUACAUCAGAAAGGUUCUGAAGAUGACGACGUUCUGGGAAUUUAUAUUUUCCAUAAACCAUUCUUACUGUUGAGGAGUCCAGAACUGAUUAAGCAAAUUUUAAUUAAAGACUUUAAUUAUUUUCCGGAUCGUUAUUUUACGGCUCAAUCAUUUAAAGAUCAAAUUGGAAGUUCAAAUCUCUUUACGAUUCAUAAUCCCGAAUGGAAAUACUUAAGGACCAAAUUAACACCGGUCUUUAGCACUGGAAAAGUUAAAAAAGCUUUCAAUUUCAUCAAUGAAACCGCAGAAGCGAUGAACAAAUAUUUAGAAGAGCAGUUUUUAAAUGGCACGAAAACGAAAACUAUCGUAAUAAAAGAUAUUGCGACGAAAUAUACAACUGAUAUCAUAUCUUCCAUUGCUUUUGGAGUUCAAGUAAAUUCGUUUGAUCCUGCACAGGUGCAAUUUUUCGAAAAAGCCGAGAAAGUUUCAGAAGUCACACCUUGGCGCGCUUUUCAAUUCUUUUUAAUGUUUUUCUUCCCACGACUUGCACUGUACGUCGGUGGUCAAAUGUUAGGGACAUCUACAAACUACUUUCGUAAAGUAUUUUGGGAUUCCAUGGAUAGCAGAGAGAUGUCGAACGUUAAACGAGGGGAUUUGAUUGACUCUCUAUUGGAUUUGAAAAAUCAAAAGCAAGGAGAUGAAUUCAAAUUUGAUGGUGAUGCAUUAGUAAGUCAGUCAGCAAUUUUCUUUAUUGCCGGGCGUGAAUCAAGCAUAGUGACUAUAUGUUUUACGCUCUACGAACUCGCUAAAUAUCCAGAAAUUCAAAAAAAAGCACGAGCAGAAAUUCACGAGAAACUGAAGGAACAUGGAAUGAAUUAUGAGGGUGUACUGAGUAUGAAAUAUCUUUAUCAAGUUAUGUCAGAAACCCUACGACUAUAUCCUCCCGCUCCGCUCCUUGAUCGAGUUGCCGUAACGGAUUACAAGAUACCAGGCACUAACAUAGUUAUAGAAAAAGGAACACCUGUCUACAUAGCUUUGACUGGUCUUCACCGAGACUCGAGAUUUCAUCCAGAUCCUCUAUGUUUCAAUCCUGAUAGAUUCAGUGAUGAAAAUAAAGAAAAUGUCACGCAAUGUACAUACAUGCCUUUUGGUGAUGGACCAAGAGUUUGCAUUGGAACUCGACUCGGUUUAUUGCAGUCCGCUGUAGCUUUGAUUGCAAUACUUAAAGAUUACGAAGUUUCGUUAGAUCCUACAUUUAAAGGUGACGUUGAUAUCCGUAAGGUUUUUUUAUCGCCAGUAGAUGGAUUCAGAGUAAAUUUGACAAAAUUAUAAGCAAUCUACGAGAGGAUAAGUUUUUAGAAAAAUAUAUAUUUUUUUUAUAAU
This is a messenger RNA of Eufriesea mexicana, 1589 nucleotides long. Its product is annotated as cytochrome P450 6k1. Gene Ontology annotation, molecular function: iron ion binding; oxidoreductase activity, acting on paired donors, with incorporation or reduction of molecular oxygen; heme binding. The record is from RefSeq and is a predicted model, not a curated record. Bases 30 to 1538 code for a protein of 502 amino acids. The transcript has 6 exons. NCBI's taxonomy places the organism in Eukaryota, Metazoa, Arthropoda, Insecta, Hymenoptera, Apidae.